Rhineura floridana is the source of this 2536-nucleotide messenger RNA. It is a transcript of the gene IRF2BP1, whose product is annotated as interferon regulatory factor 2 binding protein 1. NCBI's taxonomy places the organism in Eukaryota, Metazoa, Chordata, Lepidosauria, Squamata, Rhineuridae. The record is from RefSeq and is a predicted model, not a curated record. The transcript is spliced from 3 exons. Gene Ontology annotation, cellular component: nucleus. Gene Ontology annotation, molecular function: transcription corepressor activity. Gene Ontology annotation, biological process: regulation of transcription by RNA polymerase II. The coding region runs from base 584 to 2371 and encodes 595 amino acids.
GUCCCACUGGGCACCAGCCAUCCACCACACUGCUGUUGUCCCAUUCUUUUCUAAAGGAAGAAGAAGAAGAAGAAAGCAACUGUCCUCUAAGAAAGAUAUGUCUCACGGCGAUGUACAGUAGAAUAAAGACAGCUUUAAAAACAGCACAGGAAAUGACAGCAAAUGAAAAAGACAAAGAGGAGACACCGGCGGCAGAGACGCAUUCAUCCAGCUGGGAAAGCUUGUCUUAACAAACAGAUGGAUGCCAUAGGACUCUGUUGCUCAUUUGGCAAGAACCAAACUACAGGAACCAGGUUGCCUUUAAGAGUUUUCCCCGCCAGGCUGCAGGACUACAUCUCCCAGCAGACCUUGCAGCGGAGUUAUGUAAGUUUCUCCAUGUAAGAGGGCAGGCGAGCGGGGAAUUUCCCCCCCCUUUUUUUCUUCCCCUCCUCCUCUUCCUCCUGGACUUGAAAUCCUUUCCUUCCCCCUGCACUUUGGGCCCCUUCCUAGCUGCACAGGUGUAAACAAGACACCCCCCCAGACCCCAUCCCUGGCAGCCAUCCUCGGGCUGCAAGAGGAGACAGCCAGACAGAGGGACGCCAAGAUGUCUUCGGUGCAGACGUCCCGCAGACAAUGGUGCUACUUGUGUGACCUGCCCAAGAUGCCCUGGGCUAUGAUCUGGGACUUCAGUGAGGCCGUGUGCCGGGGCUGCGUUAAUUUUGAAGGGGCCGACCGCAUCGAAUUCCUCAUCGAGACCGCCAGGCAGCUCAAGAGGAACCAUGUCAUGCAAGAAGGACGCUCGCCGGGGCCCCAGGGUAUCAAGCACACCAAGGACGGCGGCGGGGUGGCCCUGGAGAGAUAUGAGAGAGGCCGCCUCUCCGGUGGCGACUACACCCUCAGCCCACGCUUGCCCAAUGGCUUAGCACGUGCUGCCGAGGAAGGUGAGGGCAGCCGGCAGAGCCCUACGGCCAGGCGGGCCCUCAUUGGCCCAGUCCCGCCAAGCCUGGUGCCCCAAGGGCUGAUGGGAGGCCCCCAGGGGCUGCUGGCAGCAGUGUCUGGCUUGGGGGGGCGCCCCACGUCGCUGGCCAUGGCAUCGCCAAUCCUGGGCGAGCUGGCAAAGCCAGCACGAGUGGCCUAUGGGGAUUAUGAGAAGGAGAAGCAACGCAAUACCGAGUGCCUCACCGAGCUGAACGAGGCCAUGCGCGGGCGGGCCGAGGAAUGGCACGGCAAGCCCAAGGCCGUGCGUGAGCAGCUGCUGGCACUCUAUGGGUGUGCCCCCUUCAACGUGCGCUUCAAGAAGGACCACUCACUGAUCGGGAGGAUUUUCGCCUUUGACGCGGCCUCCCGGCCUGGCUACGAAUAUGAACUCAAGCUCUUUACUGAAUACCCAUGCGGUUCCGGUAACGUUUAUGCCGGCGUUUUGGGUGUGGCCAAGCAAAUGUUCCAAGACUGCCUCAAGGACCCUGGCAAAGUCAUCUCAUCCGGUUACAAGUACCUGGAAUACGAGAAGCGCCACGGCUCAGGCGACUGGCGUCUCCUCGGGGAGCUCUUCACCGAAGGCGUGCGCUUUUUCAGGGAGUCCCCGGCGCCAGAUGCCCUGCCUCAACAGUUCCUCGACAGCAAUUAUGCCAUGCCUACCAGUCUUACGCUGAGGGCUGUGCCCCCAUCCCGUGCUGUCAUGCGGAGGCGCAAGGCCUCUCCGGAGCCAGAGGGAGAACUGACCGGCAAACUGACUGGCGAAGAGCAGCAACAGAGGCAGCACUGGCUGCCUCAAGGGUCAGGCAGCAUCUACCCAUCAGGCAUGGCCCAUCUACCAACAUCAGCAGGCCAAGGGCCCUUGCCCGAGGGCUCCUUACGAAAUGACCCCUCUCCCAUCACUGCCCUGAAGAACGUGGCUGACACACUGGGGACCAAGGAAGCCAACCCAGUCCACUCCACCACCGCCCGGCAAAACAGUGCCAGCCCGGCAUCGCCAGCUGCCUCAGGGCAACACCGGCUCGUCCCGCGCAAUGGUGAACCGGGCCAAGCAACCACCACCUCCUCCUCUUCUUCUUCCUCCGGGGCCCACUCCGGGGGAGUUGAGCCCAGUGGCACACAGAGCACCCCCGAUUCCUCAGGAGGAGCGAGCAGCGCCCCACUGUGCUGCACCAUCUGCCACGAGCGGCUGGAGGAUACCCACUUUGUCCAGUGCCCUUCGGUGCCUGGGCACAAGUUCUGUUUCCCUUGCUCCCGGGAUUUCAUUAAAGCCCAAGGAGCUGCUGGAGAGGUGUACUGCCCCAGUGGCGAAAAAUGCCCCCUAGUGGGAUCCAACGUCCCCUGGGCCUUCAUGCAGGGCGAGAUUGCCACCAUCUUAGCUGGAGACGUGAAAGUAAAAAAGGAACGUGAUCCGUGAAGGGGGGCAGCCAGGAUCCGGGACAUCGUGUUGGGGGCAACCACAUGCCCUCCUACCCUCUCUCCCAUCCACUGCGGCAAUGACUGGGAUUAGUAACUUAUUCCCUGCCCAACACCCUCUUUAGCCCACUGGGUCCUCGUACAUAAAUCUAUUUUUUAAAUAAUA